This is a messenger RNA of Metarhizium brunneum ARSEF 3297, 1188 nucleotides long. It is a transcript of the gene pep2, whose product is annotated as Vacuolar protease A. Gene Ontology annotation, cellular component: fungal-type vacuole. Lineage: Eukaryota; Fungi; Ascomycota; Sordariomycetes; Hypocreales; Clavicipitaceae. Gene Ontology annotation, molecular function: aspartic-type endopeptidase activity. Gene Ontology annotation, biological process: proteolysis. The record is from RefSeq and is a predicted model, not a curated record.
AUGAAGAGCGCGCUCAUCGCCGCGGCCGCCCUCGUCGGUACCGCCCAUGCCGGCGUGCACAAGAUGAAGCUCCAGAAGAUCUCUCUGGAGGAACAGCUAGCUGGUGCCUCUAUCGAGCAGCAUGUUCGGGCCCUCGGCCAGAAGUACCUUGGUGCCCGCCCUGCAUCCCGAUCCGAUGUCAUGUUCAAUACCAAGGCCCCCCAGGUUGCGGAAGGUCACCCCGUGCCAGUUUCCAACUUCAUGAAUGCUCAAUACUUCUCCGAAAUCACCGUCGGUACCCCACCGCAAACCUUCAAGGUUGUCUUGGACACGGGCAGCUCCAACCUCUGGGUGCCUUCCCAGAGUUGCAAUAGCAUAGCUUGCUAUCUGCACAGUACAUACGACUCUAGUUCUUCCUCUACAUAUAAGAAGAAUGGCUCGUCUUUCGAAAUUCGGUACGGGUCCGGCAGCUUGUCUGGCUUCGUCUCUCAAGAUGUCGUGACCAUCGGCAACUUGAAGAUCAAGGACCAGGAUUUUGCUGAGGCAACUAGCGAGCCUGGGCUCGCUUUCGCCUUUGGUAAAUUUGAUGGCAUCCUCGGUCUGGGCUAUGACACCCUCUCGGUGAACAAGAUUGUUCCCCCUUUCUACCAGAUGAUCAACCAGAAACUACUAGAUGAGCCUGUGUUUGCUUUCUACCUUGGCAGCGGUGAAGAGGGCAGCGAAGCUGUCUUUGGCGGCAUUGACAAAGAUCACUACACUGGCAAGCUUGAAUACAUCCCUCUUCGCCGCAAGGCGUACUGGGAAGUGGACAUCAACUCCAUUGCCUUCGGCGAUGACACGGCUGAACUUGACAAUACGGGCGCUAUCCUUGACACUGGUACUUCCCUGAAUGUUCUCCCGAGCACACUGGCCGAAUUACUCAACAAGGAGAUUGGCGCCAAGAAGGGCUGGAACGGCCAGUACACUGUUGAAUGCGCCAAAAUUGCAUCUCUUCCCGACAUCGUCUUUAAUCUGGCAGGCUCCAAUUACAGCCUCCCCGCUUCCGACUACAUCCUCGAGCUUCAGGGCACAUGUAUCUCUACUUUCCAGGGCAUGGACAUUCCCGAACCUGCUGGACCUCUUAUUAUUUUGGGAGAUGCGUUUUUGCGCCGUUAUUACUCCGUCUAUGACCUCGGCAAAAAUGCUGUUGGUUUGGCCCGCUCCAAAUAA